AUGUACUCUAUAUCUCUGAUAGAUCGUACAAACCUCGGACUUGCGUUUGUCGCGGGUAUGGAAGAAGAUCUCGGGCUUGACGUCGGCAACCGGUAUACCGUUGUGGUAAUGGUGUUUUUUGUGGCUUACAUUUUGUUCGAGAUUCCAAGUAACAUCAUCCUCCCCAAAGCCGGUGCCGCGAAUUGGCUUGCUUUUCUUGGAGUAAGCUUCGGGGCUAUCUUAAUCGGUAUGGGAUUCACAUACAGCUGGGAAACAAUGACAGUGUGUCGAACAUUACUUGGGAUAAUGGAAGCUGGCUUCCUUCCAGGGUGUACUUAUCUGAUCACCUGCUGGUACAAGCGAUUUGAGGUCGGUAAAAGGCUAGCGGCAUUCUGGCUGAUAUCUGUGGUUUUAAACGCUUUUGCAGCCAUCUUCGCCUAUGCGUUGACUCUGCUGAAGGGUACUUAUGGUCUUAAUGGCUGGAGAUGGAUCUUCAUAGUUGAGGGCGCCAUUACGGUCGGAGUUUGUGCUAUUGGGCGGCUCAUUGUCAUUGAUUUUCCCACCAAAGCAGAUGGCUUUCUAUCCCCGGCAGAAAAACAAUUUGUGAUCGAUCGGAUCAACCAUGACCGUGGCGAUGCGGAAGAAGAUCCACUGACGGUUGCGAAGAUCUUGCACCACCUAAAGGACUGGAAGCUGUAUUUCUGGGCAUUGAAUCUCAUGGCGUCAACGCUUCCAGGAUAUGCGUAUAGCUAUUUCAAGACCAUCAUCCUGACCGGGAUGGGAUUCACAAGCCAAGAGAGCCAGCUCCUCAGCGCUCCGCCCUACAUCCUCGCCGCCGCAGCUACAUACUUCUCAGGCUGGCUAACAGAUCGAUAUCAUGUUCGAGGUCCUGUGAUUGCGGUCCACCAAUUGCUGACAGCGGUUGGGAUGCUUAUCACUGCAUAUGCCAAGGCCAACGCUGCACGGUAUUUUGGGGUUUUCCUUGGCGUCGGCUUCCUGCAAUUCUGCAUUCCGGGCGUACUCGCGUUUCAGGCGAAUAAUAUCACCUCGCACUCGAAACGAGCCGUUGCAUCGGCCACCUGCUUGAUUGGCGGAGGCCUUGGUGGAAUCGUGGCUAGUGUUUCUUUCAAGUCAAGUGAAAGCCCAACCUACACGACGGGUAUUUGGGUUACCUUUGGAGUCACCAUGGUCAGCGUUUGCAUGACCGUGAUAAUGGAUGUGUAUUUUUGGAGGGUCAACAAGAAGGCGAAGGAAACGGAAGGCCGUAUUGAGGGUAUGGAAAACUGGUAUUAUACUCUUUAG
Messenger RNA from Aspergillus nidulans FGSC A4, 1281 nucleotides. RefSeq lists its product as uncharacterized. NCBI's taxonomy places the organism in Eukaryota, Fungi, Ascomycota, Eurotiomycetes, Eurotiales, Aspergillaceae. The transcript is spliced from 7 exons. The coding region runs from base 1 to 1281 and encodes 426 amino acids. Gene Ontology annotation, cellular component: membrane. The record is from RefSeq and is a predicted model, not a curated record. Gene Ontology annotation, biological process: transmembrane transport. Gene Ontology annotation, molecular function: transmembrane transporter activity.